AGAAAGAGAAACUCGUGUGCUGUAGAGAGAGAGAGAGAGAGAGAGAGAGAGGAGAGAUGGGGGAGGAGGAGCAAAGCUCAGUGGGAGUGGAAGGAGAAGAAGAAGAAUUGGCAGAGAAGGUGGGGGAGGCAGAGACAUGGAACCAAAGGAAACAAACCCUUAUACUCGAAAUCUCCUCAAAGCUCAUCCAUGGCGAUCUCGAAUCCAAGAUUGAAGCCGCCAGAGAUAUCAGAAACUUGGUCAGAAAGUCUUCAUCUUCGUCCUCGUCCUCGUCUUCCAAGACUCGCUCGAAGCUGGGCGCGGCGGGCGUGAUUCCGCCGCUGGUGUUGAUGCUCUGCUCUCCUAAUCCGGAUGCGCGCCAAGUUUCCCUCCUCGCCCUCCUCAACCUCGCCGUCCGAAACGAACGGAAUAAGGUCAAGAUUGUGAUGGCUGGAGCCGUCCCCCCUCUUGUUGAGCUCCUCAAGUUCCAAAAUGGUAGUUUAAGGGAUUUAGCAACUGCAGCAAUCUUAACACUCUCAGCUGCUGCACUGAACAAGCCAAUCAUUGCAGACUCUGGAGCUGCACCUCUCCUGGUUGAGAUCCUGAGCUCCGGAAGUGUUCAAGGAAAAGUUGAUGCCGUGACCGCCUUACACAAUCUCUCUACCUGCAAAGAGAACUCAACUGCUAUUCUGGAUGCUACAGCUGUUUGUCCUCUCAUCAACCUUCUCAAAGAAUGCAAAAAGUACUCAAAGUUUGCCGAAAAGACUACUGCCCUUCUUGAGAUCCUAUCCAACUCUGAAGAAGGGCGUACUGCAAUCUCAAACUCAGAAGGUGGGAUAUUAACCUUAGUAGAGACUGUUGAAGAUGGAUCCCUAAUCAGCACACAACACGCGGUUGGAGCAUUGCUUUCCAUGUGUCAGAGCUGCCGCGACAAAUACAGGGAACUCAUUCUUAAUGAAGGUGCAGUCCCAGGUCUUCUUCGACUGACAGUAGAUGGCACAGCUGAAGCUCGGGAGAGAGCUCGUACGCUGCUAGACUUGCUUAGAGAUUCUCCCCAGCAAAAGAAAUUGGCCUCCUCCGUUCUGGAGAGAAUUGUAUACGACAUUGCCACUAGGGUCGAUGGAGCAGACAAAGCAGCUGAAACUGCAAAAAGGUUACUGGAAGACAUGGUUAAAAGAAGCAUGGAGCAUAGCAUGGACCGAAUCCAGCAGAGAGCUGCAUCUUGUACACCUUCGGAUACUCAGUCUGCGUAAUAAUUUUGUUUGGCGGUAGGAGUUUCGCAAAUCACUCGGUUAAAAGAGUUUUAAUCUGAAUCUAUGUAUUUGUUUGGGCAGUUAAAACUCUGCACCCUGCUAAUUCACCCUCCAGGAUGAGUUAGAAAUUACUGGAGUUGAAAUGUUGGAUUGGAGUAGGGGUGAAUUGUGAGUCCAUUGUACAUCUCAAACUUUGUUCAUGUAUAUAUAUAAAAGUCACUCUUUGAUA
Messenger RNA from Pyrus x bretschneideri (Chinese white pear), 1461 nucleotides. RefSeq names its product U-box domain-containing protein 3-like. Gene Ontology annotation, cellular component: nucleus; cytoplasm. NCBI's taxonomy places the organism in Eukaryota, Viridiplantae, Streptophyta, Magnoliopsida, Rosales, Rosaceae. Gene Ontology annotation, molecular function: protein binding. The record is from RefSeq and is a predicted model, not a curated record. Bases 57 to 1232 code for a protein of 391 amino acids. The transcript has 2 exons.